Messenger RNA from Aspergillus versicolor CBS 583.65, 2079 nucleotides. Its product is annotated as Zn(II)2Cys6 transcription factor. NCBI's taxonomy places the organism in Eukaryota, Fungi, Ascomycota, Eurotiomycetes, Eurotiales, Aspergillaceae. The transcript has 2 exons. The record is from RefSeq and is a predicted model, not a curated record. Gene Ontology annotation, molecular function: DNA binding; DNA-binding transcription factor activity, RNA polymerase II-specific; zinc ion binding. Gene Ontology annotation, biological process: DNA-templated transcription; regulation of DNA-templated transcription. Bases 1 to 2079 code for a protein of 692 amino acids.
AUGAUCGAGCGGCAGAGAGUUUGGCGUGCCUGUCAAGCAUGCCGUCGUAAAAAGGUCAAAUGCGAUGGAGAGCAUCCCUGCCAGGGCUGCAGUCGCAACCAGGCAGAAUGCGUCUAUGUGGAGCCCGGCAGCAACAUCAGGCUGGCAGAUCCCCAAUACGUCUGGAAGCUUGAAAACCGGAUUCGAAGAAUGGAACAGACGUUGCAGCAGCAGUCCGCCAGCCAACACAGCAGGGACUGUGACCAGCCUUCCUUAGACCAACUGGGGCCUGCCCAUGAUGCGACAGAGUUUAUAGAUACAAUUAAUAUGCCACAGCAGUCUCCAAAAACAAACGACAAUAGUUUCGAAACAGUUCUUGACAGCGCUGGGAAGCUGCCCGAGGAUGUCACUCCUGUAGCUCAGCCCGCACAAGCAGACGUCACCCAACUGCCGGAGCCUCUACUGCAGGCUCUGAUUGACAUAUUCUAUUCCUCGUAUUAUCCAAUCUUCCCUAUAAUCCAUCGGUGUGAGUUUCAGCAGUCAUACGACCGCUGGCUAUCCACUGGCUCCGGUGACAAUGACGACGACUUUUCCUUUCUCUUGUACGCGCUGCUCGCAGUGUCCGCAUCGGCCAUGCCGGCAGACCAUGUGGUAUUCAAUCAGCCAGGGCUGGAGAUCUACAAGCAUGAAGACUUGGGUGGUCUGUUGUACGCUCAUGCGACUUCGAAAUGCCCUACGCUGCUAUCUGCCCGGCGGGGUUUGCAUACAAUCAACCUUGUCGUUGCACUCGGUCUACUCAGCAUCUACCUUAUCGAGAACGGCAGGGUAAGUGAAGCCUGGACCAUCGUGGGAAAUGCAAUUCGCCGGUAUCAAAGCCUGGACCUUCAAGAAGGCGCGGAUACACCGGUUGAUAUGGACGCUGUUUCAGCACCUGGAAAUGUCUGGUGGUGCUUGUAUAUUCUGGAUUGCUCUCUAUCAACAGCGCUUUCCAAGCCAUUAGCGAUCGAUGCUGCUGAAGAUGAUCGGCCGACUCUGGCACUCGAGACAAGCACAGACCCCUGGUUCACGGUCAUCGCAGAUUUCCAUAUUACUAUCGGCCGCAUUUACAAGUCAGUGCGGAAGAUGCGCAGGUCCCGUUCUUCUCAUGAUUCCAAGAUGUGGGAUACACUGCGGACAUGCGUUGAGGGCUAUGAUACCGAGCUGGAAGAAUACUACACCAAGCAGGUUGUGCCGAGGAUGGAGGACCCCAGUCGACAAGUACGGCCGCUGGCGCUGCAGUCCAUUGCUGUGUCUUCUUACUAUAUCGGCGUCGUUCUUCUCUACCGCACGUGUAUUGAACGAUUUGACGUCGCUGGUCCCGAGUCGUUUCUACGCUGCGCUGAAGCCGCAUCUAACUGUAUAAGAGCCACACCGCAAGUCAUUGCUACCGUGCCCCCUAGUCAUUUUGUGGUACAGCAAAGUCGCGCUGUCUAUGCGAGUGCCAAAGCCCUUUUGCAUUGCAUGCGACUGGCCCGGAAUGCGAGUUUUAAUAGCACGGCCUGGUCCGAUGUCGAGGCGGGCUUUGAUAUGCUGCAGAAGGUUAACGUCCAGUGGCCUCAGAUCAAACAAUAUCUGCAGCUCACCAAGGAGGAUAUGCACCAGACGCAGAUGGACUUCAACAGGCAUGAGCUGCUCCACGGAGUAUUUGACAAAUACUGUCGGAGUGAUAAGAGGGCCCACCAGCAUGAUGAGCCACCCACUGCCGAUACUGCCGAAACCAGCCAAGAAGGCUCAUCAAGAAGCGAAACUGACAGAAAAUACUAUGGAGCUGAGAUGGACUCAGCAAAGGCAACACAGGGUGUCCUAUCAUCUAAGCGUGGCCACGAUGGAUCUGAUGACCGGGAGCCAAAACAGCAAAGACUGAACUCUUCUCAACCAUAUACACUCUCUGCAGACUUUACAUCUGACCUUCCUAUACUGGACGAGUCAAACAAUUAUGUUACAACGAGUCCAACAGUGGACAUUGACCAGUUCCUCCUGCCCGACUUCCCAGCCCUAUCAUCGGAAGACUUAUCUGGGAGCUUCUUCGAUGACGCGACCCUGAUAUCGACCCUUGAUUAA